Messenger RNA from Triticum dicoccoides, 521 nucleotides. RefSeq lists its product as uncharacterized. Bases 7 to 315 code for a protein of 102 amino acids. The record is from RefSeq and is a predicted model, not a curated record. Lineage: Eukaryota; Viridiplantae; Streptophyta; Magnoliopsida; Poales; Poaceae. The transcript has a single exon.
AACGGAAUGGAGGCGGCAGACGACACCGGUUCCCUUCAGGCGGCGAUUGGAUGGCUGCUGCACACCAUCCUUCCGAGCCUCAGCAAGCUGGACGGGUGGAUUCGCCAGGCAGGACUCGGCAGCGAGGUAGAGGGGCUGAGGGACGAGAUCGAGCAAGUCGACGGGGUGGUCUCCGCCGUGAACGCCAGGGCGACCCGAAACAGGUCGGUGGCCAGAUCCCUCGCAGCCCUCAAGGAGCUGCUCUACGCCGCCGGCGACGUGGUCGACGAGCUCCACUGCUACAGGCUCCAGCAACAGCUCGACGGAGGUAAAUGAUUUGCCUGUACACCCGUCCAAGCACGCCACCUGUUUGUGUUAAUUACAAUUCCAAUUUUUUUGUUCAACUACGGAGGUAAAUGCCUGCCUGAACAUCCGUCCUCCAAGCACGCCACCUGUUUGUGUUAAUUACCACUUCCAUUUUCUCUGGGGGGGGGUCGAGCACCACCAUACUAAUUUCCAGUCCAUGAUUUCUUCUAUGGCAU